This is a messenger RNA of Myotis davidii, 6194 nucleotides long. It is a transcript of the gene MED14, whose product is annotated as mediator complex subunit 14. The transcript has 30 exons. Gene Ontology annotation, molecular function: transcription coregulator activity. The record is from RefSeq and is a predicted model, not a curated record. NCBI's taxonomy places the organism in Eukaryota, Metazoa, Chordata, Mammalia, Chiroptera, Vespertilionidae. Gene Ontology annotation, biological process: regulation of transcription by RNA polymerase II. Gene Ontology annotation, cellular component: mediator complex; core mediator complex. The coding region runs from base 128 to 4144 and encodes 1338 amino acids.
AAGGAAAUCUGAUGUGGAAAGGAAAAUAGAAAUAGUACAGUUUGCUAGCCGGACACGUCAACUCUUUGUGCGAUUACUAGCUUUAGUGAAAUGGGCUAAUAAUGCUGGCAAAGUGGAAAAAUGUGCGAUGAUCUCGAGCUUUUUAGACCAACAAGCCAUCUUGUUUGUGGACACUGCUGACCGCUUGGCCUCAUUAGCUAGAGACGCGCUGGUGCAUGCGCGCCUGCCUAGUUUUGCCAUCCCAUAUGCCAUUGAUGUAUUGACCACUGGGUCUUACCCACGGCUGCCAACCUGCAUUAGGGACAAAAUUAUUCCUCCAGACCCAAUUACCAAAACUGAGAAACAAGCCACCCUUCACCAGCUGAACCAGAUUCUUAGACAUCGGCUUGUAACCACCGAUCUUCCUCCUCAAUUAGCGAAUCUUACAGUUGCAAAUGGCCGGGUGAAGUUUCGAGUUGAAGGAGAAUUUGAAGCCACCUUGACUGUAAUGGGAGAUGAUCCUGAAGUUCCAUGGCGUCUGCUCAAGCUAGAAAUUCUAGUAGAGGAUAAGGAAACAGGAGAUGGACGAGCCUUGGUUCAUAGCAUGCAAAUCAACUUUAUCCAUCAGCUGGUACAAUCUAGGCUCUUUGCUGAUGAGAAACCUCUUCAGGACAUGUACAAUUGCCUGCAUUCUUUUUGCUUGUCACUUCAGUUAGAAGUGCUACAUUCCCAAACUCUGAUGUUAAUCCGGGAGCGGUGGGGAGACCUUGUGCAGGUGGAAAGGUAUCAUCCUGGGAAGUGCCUCUCCCUCUCCGUUUGGAAUCAACAGAUUCUUGGGAGAAAAACAGGGACGGCAUCUGUUCACAAAGUUACAAUUAAAAUCGAUGAGAAUGAUGGCUCGAAGCCUUUACAGAUUUUUCAUGACCCUCCUUUGCCAGCUUCUGAUUCCAAAUUAGUAGAAAAAGCCAUGAAGAUCGAUCACUUAUCAAUAGAAAAACUCCUGAUUGACAGCGUUCGUGCACGAGCGCAUCAGAAGCUCCAGGAACUGAAGACCAUUCUUAGAGGCUACAAUGCCAAUGAAAACUCUUCCAUAGAGACUGCACUUCCAGCUCUCGUUGUUCCCAUCUUGGAGCCCUGUGGUAAUUCGGAGUGUCUACACAUUUUUGUGGAUUUGCAUUCUGGAAUGUUCCAAUUGAUGCUUUAUGGACUUGAUCAGGCCACUUUGGAUGACAUGGAGAAGUCUGUGAAUGAUGAUAUGAAACGGAUUGUUCCUUGGGUUCAACAACUUAAGUUUUGGCUUGGACAACAGCGUUGCAAACAAUCUAUAAAACAUCUGCCUACAAUAAGCACUGAAACAUUGCAGCUGUCCAAUUACUCAACUCAUCCUAUUGGAAAACUUUCUAAGAAUAAGCUGUUCAUUAAACUCACUCGCCUUCCACAAUACUACAUUGUUGUAGAGAUGUUGGAGGUGCCCAAUAAACCCACACAGCUGUCAUACAAGUACUACUUCCUGUCUGUGAGCACUGCGGAGCGGGACGACGGCCCUGUCAUGGCACUCCUGCUGCAGCAGUUCAAGGACAACAUCCAGGAAUUGAUUUUACGGACAAAAACCGGGAAACAGCCUAGAACCGGUACCAAGCGCAAGUUGUCUGAUGAUACAUGUCCACUAGAACCUAAGAAAACCAAACGAUCAGGAGAAAUGUGUGCCUUCAAUAAAAUCCUAGCUCACUUUGUAGCUGUGUGUGAUACAAAUAUGCCCUUUGUAGGACUUCGGUUAGAGCUGUCCAAUCUGGAGAUUCCCCAUCAAGGAGUGCAAAUGGAAGGGGACGGCUUCAGCCAUGCAAUUCGCUUACUGAAAAUUCCUCCCUGUAAGGGUGUAAGUGAGGAAACCCAGAAGGCUCUGGACCGCUCUCUCCUCGAUUGCACUUUCCGAUUGCAAGGUAGAAAUAACCGCACGUGGGUGGCAGAGCUAGUGUUUGCAAAUUGUCCGCUUAAUGGCACUUCCACCAGGGAACAAGGACCAUCCCGGCAUGUUUAUCUAACAUAUGAAAACCUGUUGUCUGAACCCGUUGGUGGUAGGAAAGUGGUUGAAAUGUUCCUUAAUGACUGGAAUAGCAUUGCACGAUUAUAUGAGUGUGUGUUGGAAUUUGCACGUUCUCUACCAGACAUACCUGCUCAUCUAAAUAUUUUCUCAGAAGUUCGUGUUUAUAAUUACCGAAAACUUAUCUUGUGUUAUGGAACCACCAAAGGAAGCUCAAUUAGUAUCCAAUGGAAUUCGAUACAUCAGAAAUUCCACAUUUCUUUGGGAACUGUUGGUCCAAACUCAGGUUGCAGUAACUGUCACAAUACCAUUCUCCAUCAGCUUCAAGAAAUGUUCAACAAAACACCAAAUGUGGUUCAGUUACUACAGGUACUGUUUGAUACUCAGGCUCCGUUAAACGCCAUCAACAAACUCCCCACUGUGCCGAUGCUGGGCUUGACCCAGAGAACCAACACGGCCUACCAGUGCUUCUCCAUCCUGCCGCAGUCGUCCACCCACAUCAGGCUGGCCUUUAGGAACAUGUACUGCAUCGACAUAUACUGCCGGAGCCGCGGCGUGGUGGCCAUACGGGACGGUGCCUAUAGUCUUUUUGAUAAUAGCAAGUUAGUUGAAGGGUUUUAUCCUGCACCAGGACUCAAGACCUUCCUGAAUAUGUUUGUUGACAGCAAUCAGGAUGCUCGGAGAAGGUCUGUAAAUGAGGACGAUAAUCCCCCUUCUCCCAUAGGAGGAGAUAUGAUGGAUUCUCUUAUCUCCCAACUCCAGCCACCACCUCAGCAACAGCCAUUUCCCAAGCAGCCAGGAUCAUCGGGCGCUUACCCUCUUACUUCACCUCCUACAUCUUAUCACAACACUGUUAGUCCAUCUCCCUCUAUGAUGCACACACAGUCUCCAGGAAAUCUGCAUGCUGCCAGCUCCCCCAGUGGGGCUUUGAGAGCCCCGUCACCAGCGUCAUUUGUUCCAACUCCUCCCCCAUCCUCGCAUGGACUCUCUAUAGGACCAGGGGCCAGCUUUGCUAGUCCACAUGGAGCCCUGGACCCCAGUUCUCCGUAUACGAUGGUGUCACCAAGUGGACGAGCAGGGAACUGGCCAGGGUCUCCUCAAGUGUCUGGCCCCUCGCCAGCAACACGGUUACCUGGGAUGUCCCCAGCCAACCCAUCACUACACUCUCCAGUUCCAGACGCUUCUCAUUCCCCUCGAGCUGGAACAAGUUCUCAAACGAUGCCAACAAAUAUGCCCCCACCUCGCAAACUACCUCAGCGCUCCUGGGCAGCCUCCAUACCCACCAUCCUCACUCACAGUGCCUUGAACGUUUUACUGCUGCCCUCUCCGACGCCAGGCCUCGUGCCUGGCCUGGCUGGUAGUUACCUUUGUUCUCCGCUUGAAAGAUUCCUUGGAUCGGUCAUCAUGAGAAGACACCUUCAAAGAAUUAUCCAACAGGAAACGCUACAGCUGAUAAAUUCCAAUGAACCUGGGGUGAUCAUGUUUAAGACGGAUGCGCUGAAAUGCAGAGUAGCCCUUAGUCCCAAAACCAACCAAACACUUCAGCUGAAAGUGACACCUGAGAAUGCAGGGCAGUGGAAGCCUGACGAACUUCAAGUUUUAGAGAAAUUCUUUGAAACAAGAGUUGCCGGACCGCCAUUUAAAGCCAAUACAUUAAUAGCCUUCACCAAGCUAUUAGGAGCUCCUACACACAUCCUCAGGGACUGUGUGCAUAUUAUGAAACUGGAGCUGUUUCCUGACCAGGCAACACAGCUAAAGUGGAACGUUCAGUUUUGCCUGACGAUCCCUCCCAGCGCCCCGCCGAUUGCACCUCCUGGGACUCCUGCUGUGGUGCUGAAAUCCAAAAUGCUCUUUUUUCUUCAACUAACUCAGAAGACAUCGGUCCCUCCCCAAGAACCUGUUAGUAUAAUAGUUCCCAUCAUUUAUGACAUGGCUUCAGGUACAACCCAGCAGGCAGACAUUCCCAGGCAGCAGAACUCUUCUGUUGCUGCUCCCAUGAUGGUCAGCAACAUUCUGAAGAGGUUUGCAGAGAUGAACCCACCGCGACAAGGUGAAUGCACAAUAUUUGCAGCUGUUCGUGAUUUAAUGGCUAAUCUUACACUGCCCCCUGGUGGGCGUCCAUAGACACUAUUGUUUUUAAACCAGGAAGGCUGACAAAUGAGACAAAACAACAAAAAAAAGUCUGAAUUCAGCCUUCAGUUUAAAAAAGGAAAAGGACUUUUUUUUUUUUUUUUUUACUUUGAGCUAAAUAUUCGCAAAAAUUUUCAGGGUGCACUUCAUUCAUCAAACCAUCAAUCUUUUGUAUAGUGAACUUGUAAAGUGUGUUUAAAUGGGACACGUUUCAAAGUAGGUAAAUACAUCAGUGUCUCGCUUGCCAAUCUUAGACUUAAUAUUCUGUUUUAUACUAUAAAAUUACAGAAAUGCCAAACUUGUUUAUUUAAUUGUUUUUCUAUGUUUUGGGUGUAAUAGUCCUUUUUUGGUUUUUGUUUUGUUUUUAUAAGGCAGGUCUGUUGUUUUGAAUACUGUAAAACUGUGAUAAACUUUAUAUGAAGCUGUAUUUUAAUAUGACCACUUGAAUCCUUACAUGAAUAUGUUCUGGGAGUUGUUAUAAAAAAGAAAACAUCCCAAAGAAGCAAUAUUUAAUAAAACUAGAGGUUUAAAAAAACAAAACCAGUGACACUCACUUGUGUGUAUAUAUCAGCUCUAUAGACUUCGCAGGGCCUCCCUUCAUCUUUAACCUGGUGGGGCCAGUAACAAAUUUCUAAUAAUACGUGUCUAAAAUGUGACCAAAAACAUCUACUUCUUUGUUUCAAGUUUAUUUUCUUCAAGCAUUCCUACAUUGACUGGUGGUGAACACUUAGCCCCUUGACUGUCUUUCAGUUUAGGAUUCUGGUAAAAGCAAGAACCCAGUCUUUGAGAAGAGACAGUGAGUACUCCAUAUUAAUCAAGGCUCUCACAUACGGCAAUAUUCUGGUCUGUUGAGGAUGUGGUAACUUCUGUUAGGCAACUUUCUUUUACAGGAGACUUCUGCACACAGCAUUAAUUAGGAGACAGAAUUUGAAUGCUCUGCCUUUGCAUAAAAUUUCUGCGGGGGUUCCUUAUCUUGCUUAAUUUCCCCACCAAAGUUGGGGUUAUUCUAAACAAUCCUGUUUGAUUCAUUGUCUACAAAACGAUAAAAUGUUUUGCUUGGAAGAAACAUGGUCCAGUCUCCUCACUUUGAAGAACCUAAGAUCACAUCUCAGCAGUUUCCUUUGGGGGCACUGCGUUGUCUCUCCCAGUCAGUCAGGGACUUUGAUAAGCUUGAAAGAAUGUCGUCGGAAGCAAAGGUCUUCUGGUGACUUGAUGCUUUUGGGGGAAGUUUUAUGAAUGACAUCAUGCUGAGUUAUCUUGUCACUGUAAUGUUGGUUCUCCACGAAAUUGCAGAUGCCUUGUCUAAUUCCAUUUUAGAUGACUCAAUUGCGCUUCUGUAACUGUCAACUACCAAAUUCUAAUUUCAAGCAUCUCACUGCAGCUAUAGCAUAUCUGUCCUCAACUUGGCUUGAUUCUGUCUGUAUUCCUUUCUGGUCAGCGUUGAGGCCUUCUUUACCUUUCUUCUAUGUCUUACUCUGCCUUUAUCUCCUGCUUCUUGCCCAACUCUGCCACUAUUCAGGAGCAGGUGACUAAACUUUUACCCUUCCUUUAACUUACCUUUUAUCCUUCCAUUUCCAGUUCUCCUUGCGGUGGUCAUCACAUCUGUCUGUCAGUCUAACAUGUCUUUAUCAAGGGCCAGUCCUUUUCUGUUUGGAGCGGAAUCCUUUCUUUCAUGUAGAAAGCUACAUGUAUAUACAACAAAUGUAUUUUUAUCUACAGGAUAAUACUGCCUCAGAUAAUUUUAUGCCUCAAGUUAACUUUUUAGGUGUUUGCCCUUUUAAGUAUGAUUGGUUUUGAACUGUUAAUUGCAUUUUAAACAUGAUGCAUUCAGUAGACACUUUUUUCCUAAUUAUAACUCAUCUCUGAAUGCAUUGUGCAAAUCAAAAGGAAAAUAGGACUCAGUGAACAAAACUUGUAUUUUGAUGCUUAUUUAAGAGUACAUCGGUGAAUUUGAAUUUUGAUAUCAUACUUGGUACUUGGAAUUGGAAUAUACUUUAUUAAAGCUUGAAAACACUAGUAUUUGAAUUUUAGGAUUCAUCACAAA